Molecule: messenger RNA, 1507 nt
Organism: Pelodiscus sinensis (Chinese soft-shelled turtle)
Lineage: Eukaryota; Metazoa; Chordata; Testudines; Trionychidae
Source: RefSeq, a predicted model, not a curated record
CCUCCUCUGGUGCUGAUUGGUUGAGCUGGGAGGAAGCCGCGCUCUGAUUGGCGGGCAGGGCGUUCCGGGGGCGGGCAGAUGAGGCCGGGUUCAGGGGCGGCCGGGCGGGUUGAGGGCAGAGAGAAUCAUGGCGGCGCCGCUGCGGGAUCGGUUGGGUUUCCUGAGCCGGCUGCCCACUCUGAUGAAAGGCACCUCCGAUGAUAACGUCCCAUGCCCUGGGUACCUGUUUGAAGAAAUCGCAAAGAUCUCCCACGACUCCCCCGGGAGCAGCCAGUGCCUCCUGGAGCAUCUCCUGAACCGGCUGCAGAAUAACUCCUGUCACGUCAAGCUGAAGGUGCUGAAGAUCCUGCUGUACAUGUGCACGCACGGCUCGGCGCGGUUCCUCCAGCAGCUGAAAAGGAAUUCCGCCUUCAUCCAGGAAGCAGCAGUGUUUGCAGGGCCGCCGGAUCCCCUGCACGGCAACAGCAUGUACCAGAAGGUCCGAGCAGCAGCACAGGACUUGACCAGUGCUUUAUUUUCCGAUACCUUGCUGCCCCUGGCGACUGCUCAGCCCUGCAGGCCGCUUCCCCCAACAGGUAAGCACCAGCCCUCAGUGAAGAUGCCUACCAGCCCGUCACAGCGCAGCGCCGUGCUGCCCGGCCCACAGCUCCCGCCUCCCCGCCCCAGGGAGCUGCAGGAAGAUGCCUACCAGCCCGUCACAGCGCCGCCUCCUGGCAAGAGCCGUGCGGGGCCGGGGAAGCCCCCUGCUGCUCCUGCCCACAGUGUCCGAGGGAGCCACCAGGCCGGGCAGGCGGGAGGCGGCUGGGAAGAGGUGGAGAGGGGGCACAGCUCCCAGAACUCCUCGCAGUUCAGCAAGUGGGGCAGCGACGGCCAGUCGGCAGCCAGCCGGGAGCUGGGGGCUGUCACGGAGAGGGUGGAGGGGGGCUGCCUGAGAGAGCUGAGCCUGGUGAGCACGCUGACCCGGGGCUCCAAGGUCUUCCUGACGCGGGACGAGACCCAGCACUUCGUCAAAGAAGGUCCAUGUGUGCCGUAUCCUGCCUCCUGUGCUCCGACCUGCUGGCCCACGAGCAGAUCUUUGCGCUCAGCCAACGAAGCCCCGGCCCCGUGGCCAACAAAGCCACAAAGCCUCUCCCUGUUUGCUGGCAUGGAGCUGCUCCCCUUUCCCCGCCCAGCAGGAGCCAGCCCUGGCGAGAGGGGAUGUGGCUUUCCUGUUCCAUGGACACCGCCCUGUACUGGGACCCGCAGGGGACCCGGGGACGCUGAGGGCAGCCAGGAAACUUCUGCAUUCUCCUUCCUCAACAUGUAGCAGCUGGGCCUGCUGAGCAACUGGGGCCUCCCUCGCUGUGUCUUGCUCCCAGGCCACUGCUGCGGGGGCACCGGGCUGCCCUUCCGACUGGCACUGCGGGGCACCGGGUGACUCAGCCCACAGCAAGCCUUCCCCCUCCUUGUGGGCGCUGCACAGGCCCCGUCCUGCUGGGGAGUAACUGGCUGGGGCUCAGCAAGGGAA